Molecule: messenger RNA, 2671 nt
Organism: Panicum virgatum (switchgrass)
Lineage: Eukaryota; Viridiplantae; Streptophyta; Magnoliopsida; Poales; Poaceae
Product: cytokinin dehydrogenase 4
Exons: 6
Coding region: 574-2151 (525 amino acids)
Biological process (GO): cytokinin metabolic process
Molecular function (GO): cytokinin dehydrogenase activity; FAD binding
Source: RefSeq, a predicted model, not a curated record
AGAGAGCGCCGACGAUACUGGAACAGAGGAUCCGCCCCCCCUUCUUUUCUGUGAGAUCUCCUCUCCUCCCCAUUAGCUAGCUUGUUAAGCAGCCAACACAUGCAUGUUCCCCCCUUGCUCGAGAUAGGAGCUACAAAGCACGAACACCGUGCUCUAAAAAAAGAAACCACUAGGGCAUGUCUGUGCCCGAAUUUGCAAGCAACAAAGCCAAGCCGGCAGGCAGACAGUCGUCAUACGGUUUUUACCAAACAGCCAGCGCCCAGGACUGACUUAGUUGACCGCACCACUGAAGACCGCCUCACACAGCUCCAGUAGUCCCGCCCCUCCGGCUAUAUAGAGAGACCCCCUCCCCUCCCCUGCAUGGACAACCACCACCGCCCUUUCUUUCUCCCUCUCUCUCUCUCUCUCCGUCUCCUGCUCUUGUUGCACCUCAUCAGGAACUCCCACUCUACAAGAAGCCCUCUCUAUCGCCACCCUUCAAAUUCCAAGCUUCCUACCAACCUGCCAAACCUCCAUCCUUUUGGUCGGGUUGUUGAAUUAUAAAUUGAAGAGCUAGACGGCCGGCCGGCCACCAUGAAGCCAUCACUGGAGCACUGCUUCAAGCUCCUCCUGCUGCUGGCGCUUGGCGGGGUGACCAUGCACGUGCCCGACGCCGACGUCCUCUCCUCCCUCGGGGCGCUGCGCCUCGACGGCCAUUUCAGCUUCCACGACGCCUCCGCCAUGGCGCGGGACUUCGGCAACCGCUGCAGCUUGCUGCCGGCCGCCGUGCUCCACCCCGGCUCCGUGUCCGACAUCGCCGCGACCUUGAGGCACGUCUUCUCCCUGGGCGAGCGCUCGCCGCUGACCGUCGCCGCGCGCGGCCACGGGCACUCGCUCAUGGGCCAGUCCCAGGCCGCCGGGGGGAUCGUCGUCAGGAUGGAGUCGCUCCGGGGCAGUAGUGACAGGCGGCUUCAGGUAGUCCAUGGCGGCAUGUCUCCGUUUGUGGACGCCCCAGGAGGGGAGCUCUGGAUCAACGUGCUCCACGAGACCCUCAAGCACGGCCUGGCGCCCAAGUCUUGGACCGACUAUCUCCAUCUCACGGUCGGUGGCACCUUGUCUAAUGCGGGGGUCAGCGGGCAGGCGUUCCGCCACGGACCGCAGGUCAGCAAUGUCAAUCAACUGGAGAUUGUGACAGGAAGAGGAGACGUUGUUACCUGCUCGCCCGAGGAGAACUCUGAUCUCUUCUACGCUGCUCUCGGCGGUCUCGGUCAGUUUGGGAUCAUCACCAGAGCAAGGAUUGCUCUCGAGCCUGCUCCAAAGAUGGUGAGGUGGAUCAGAGUUCUUUACUCGGAUUUUGUAAGCUUCACCGAGGACCAGGAGAUGCUGAUCAUGGCAGAGAACACCUUUGACUACAUUGAAGGUUUUGUCAUCAUAAACAGGACAGGCAUCCUCAACAACUGGAGGACGUCCUUCAAGCCACAGGACCCAGUCCAAGCAAGCCGUUUUCAGUCAGAUGCAAGGGUUCUAUACUGCCUCGAGCUAACCAAGAACUUCAACAGUGACGAAGCAGAUAACAUGGAACAGGAAGUUACUGCACUGCUAUCUCGACUCAGAUACAUCCGGUCUACUCUAUUCCACACCGAUGUCACGUACCUGGAGUUCUUGGACAGGGUGCACGCCUCCGAGGUGAAGCUGAGAGCACAAGGCCUCUGGGAAGUUCCACACCCUUGGUUGAAUCUUCUAAUCCCAAGGAGCUCAAUCCAAAGAUUUGCUAAGGAAGUCUUCGGCAAGAUCCUGAAAGAUAGCAACAAUGGUCCCAUACUGCUUUACCCAGUGAACAAAUCAAAGUGGGACAACAGAACGUCAGUAGUCAUUCCAGAUGAGGAAAUUUUCUACCUAGUGGGGUUCCUUUCUUCAGCACCGUCUCUCUCAGGUCACGGCAGCGUUGCACAUGCAAUGAACCUGAACAACCAAAUUGUUGAGUUCUGUGAAGAGGCCGAUAUUGGGAUGAAACAGUAUCUGGCACCCUACACCACACAGCAGCAGUGGAAAGCCCACUUUGGAGCGAGGUGGGAGACAUUUGAACGGAGGAAACACACGUAUGAUCCCCUAGCCAUCCUAGCACCAGGACAGAGAAUAUUCCCAAAGGCGUCACUGCCGUUGUCCUUGUGACAGUACCUGCUAUUUAAAGGCUUUUGUAGAGCAUAUGUUGUACAAAAGUGUAGCUAGCCUGAAGAACACAUUAUAGCGACUUCUUAGUGACCGAAGAUACCUCGAAGCAGUACUUCAAAGUGGAGUAGCGUCACCUGAACUCUGACUGGUGAAUGCAACUUUGGAGGCAAUCAUUGGAGGAUUGUAUGGGUCCAAGUAACAUGCGGAACCCAGCUGUUGUUACAGCGUAGAUUUGAGCUAUGCUGAUCAACUGAUCACCAACCUGUGUAACAAGGAACUCAUGUUGAGUUCUUUGCAUUUUCAGUUAACGACAGUGCAGAAAGUAGCACGAGAGUAGAUCCUUGAUUAGCAAAUAACACUGCCAGUUAUUUUGCAUGUAACUAGCCUCUCAUCUCAGGACUGCCUGCAUAAAUGCAGCAGGUUACUUUAGUCAAUGACUCAGAACAUUAUAUGUUCAUGCCAAAACAGUGAAGCUGCUUAUCAAUCAUGAUGUCUGGAAACAGAAAACAUUUUGGAAUUA